AUGGAUGCUACACGUGAAAUAGGGGAUAGAAAUGAAGACGGUGAACUCGUGGAUGAACCCACAGAUCAGACGGAUGCUGGUCGUGAAUACGAAACAGAUCCUGACUAUGAUGUUUCCUACGAUGCUGACGUCGAAGAGGAAUGGACAGAUGCAGCUCGUGAGUAUGCCACAGAUGCUGCCUAUGAGGAUGACUGGUAUUCGAGGCGUUACUUGUUUUGUCCUCAUCCCGAAAUGAGACAUUUCUAUGCCCGGAUGCUGACGUAUGCUUGGUGGUCCAUCCAGAUGAGGCAAAAACCAAAGGAACUUGCCAAGGACAGUUUUUACUACACUGGAAACCACGAUGCUGCCAUGUGCUUCUGCUGUGGUCUAUGCGCCUACCGAUGGAAGAAGAUGGGCGACCCAGUGAUGGAACAUUAUAGACUCUCUCCAAGAUGCCCCUAUGUGAACAACGUGUUCAGACAUUAA
Messenger RNA from Gigantopelta aegis, 465 nucleotides. RefSeq names its product baculoviral IAP repeat-containing protein 1-like. The record is from RefSeq and is a predicted model, not a curated record. NCBI's taxonomy places the organism in Eukaryota, Metazoa, Mollusca, Gastropoda, Neomphalida, Peltospiridae. Gene Ontology annotation, biological process: regulation of cell cycle. Gene Ontology annotation, cellular component: nucleus; spindle microtubule; cytoplasm. Bases 1 to 465 code for a protein of 154 amino acids. The transcript has a single exon.